CAAACCCAAAGAAGCAUUUUCAUAUCUCACUGUUUACUGAGAACAAUGAAAGAGCAUAAGUCAAAACUCGGAUAAACCCUGGAAAGAUAAUUGAUGACAUGAUAAGACUUUCUUACAGCUGUUCGCUUUAAAUAGCGUGUAAAACUCCAUUCAUUUUACUCUUGCAACAACUUCACUGAACUUUACUAUUUUCGGACUACGAGUACAUUGUGCAAACAGUUUUCACUUUCUUUGUUCAUUGCUUUGUUCACUGGUGACCCGCAUAUCUGUGUGCUGCCUAGGUGGUACUACCUACUUCACUUCACAACCAUCGUUAACCUCACACAUACACCUCCUUUUUCCCUUCACUUGCAUAUUGACCAGCAUCAGUCAAAAUGCCCUACCGAUUUGAAAUUGCCGCCCAAGGCCGUGCUGGCUGCAAAGCCCCCGAUUGUGUCAAACAGAAGAUCAAGAUCCCCAAGGGAGAACUCCGUGUUGGCACCUGGAUUGACGGUACCAACUUCCAGAGUUGGUCCUGGCGCCACUGGGGUUGCUUUACCCCCAAGCAAAUCGUGAACGUCAGGAAGGACCUCACCGAGAACUCUGAGGAUCCUGAUUUCGAUCGCCUGGAUGGAUUUGAUGAAAUCAGCGACGAGCUCCAGGACAAGAUUCGACAGGCCAUCGAAGUGGGUCAUGUCGAAGAUGACGAGUGGAGGGGGGAUGUUGAAUGCAACCGCCCUGGACAGAUUGGCAUGCGUCUCAAGGGUAACAAGGCCAAUACCGAUGAGUCCAAGGAAGCUGAGCAGUCUUCUCCUGCCAAGAAGCAUGGUCUGACCGACUCCGAGAAUGUCGACGAGGAGCCGGCUAAAAAGAAGAAAUCUCGCGGCAAGAAAGCUACUGAUGAUGACGAUGAAGCCAUCGCUGAUGCCGCCGCUGCUGAGACUGAGCCCGAGGAGCCCAAGAAGCGUGGCCGUCCUACCAAGAAGGCUGCCGCUGAGACUGAUGCCAAGGUCGAGCCCAAGAAGCGUGGCCGUCCUCCCAAGAAGACUUCCGACGAAGACAGUCCCGAUGCUGAAACCGAGGUCAAGGUCGAGGCCAAGAAGCGUGGCCGUCGCCCCAAGAAAGUCUCUGAAAACGAAGGUGCCGAUGCUGACGCUGAGAUGACCACCGAGUCCACCGAGCACGAGAAGCGUACUACUCGUGGCAAGAAGACCACCAAGGACGUAACUGCCUCUGCCGACGCUGAGCCCAAGGAGGAGCCCACCAAGCGUGUUACUCGUGGCAAGAAAGCCGCUACGUCUGAGGCUAUCGUUGCCGACGACGAGUCUGACGAAGUUGACCCUGCCGAGAACGAGACCGCCGCUGUCAUCGAGCCCAAGAAGGCCACUCGUGCCACUCGUUCAAAGAAGGGCAUGAGCAACGACGUUUCUUCCGUCGACAAGGAUGUCUCCUCUGCCGACAACGAGACUGGCCCUGCUAACGGCGAGACCAAGAAAUCUCUUCCUCGUGCCAAGGCUGCCAAUGGCACGAAGACCACGAACGGCUCGAAGGCUACUAAGGAUGAGAACGCCGACGAUGAGAAGCCCAAGCGCACCCGCAGUGCCAGCAACAAGACAAACGGCAAUGCUACCUCCGAGAACAAGCCCAAGCCAACUCGCAGCCGCAACACCGCUGUCAACAAGGUCGCUGAAACCUCCAACACUACCAAAGAGAAGCCCAAGACCAGAGGUCGCAAGCCAGCUGCCGUAAAGGUCACCGAUGAGUCCGCUGACCAGGAUGUCGAGGAGCCUGCUGAGGAACCUUCCGAGGAGCAUGUCGAAGCCUCCACUGAGAAAUCCGUUGAGGGCACCGCCGUGAAGUCUGAGAACGGUCCCGAGAAUGAGAAUGCUUCCGAAGAAAUUCCCAAUGAGCCAAUCGUCGACGCUGCCGAGGAGCCCAUUGAGAAGCCCAUUGAGGACGCUACUGAGAAGCCCCUCGAGUCUCCUCUGAAGCCAACCAAGCCCGACGGAACUGAUGAUGAUGGCUUCUAA
Messenger RNA from Penicillium samsonianum, 2009 nucleotides. Its product is annotated as PARP-type zinc finger-containing protein. NCBI's taxonomy places the organism in Eukaryota, Fungi, Ascomycota, Eurotiomycetes, Eurotiales, Aspergillaceae. The record is from RefSeq and is a predicted model, not a curated record. The transcript is spliced from 5 exons. The coding region runs from base 375 to 2009 and encodes 544 amino acids. Gene Ontology annotation, molecular function: zinc ion binding; DNA binding.